AUGGACCGUCCUGACUCUACUUCCACCCCUGAUACAGAAGCGUCUAGGUCUGGUGGCUACUUUUCUUCUCAUCCGCCGUACGCCGUUCCAGAGCGUGAGUACGCCAACGGCCGGCAACAGCCAGAGGGCAUUCAAACCACAGAAACCCCGCGCUCGUCGAACGCAGGGUUUUCAUCUGUCCCAGUCCCAGCUUCCCAGUCAGCUUACUCGUCAUGGUCUCCAAUUCUGACUCGACCUCGGGGUAGCAGUGGCAGCGGUGCUUCUAUGAACGGGCUUGAAACACCUCUUCCUCCAGACAUGCCCGCCAUCAACGAUCGUGACGUGAGACCUCAGCGUCCGUCUGGGCCUGCAAGGACCCCUUCUAACACAUAUGCCCCUGCCCGGAAGCCCCCUCAAUUCACCCCGCUUCCCUCUAACAACCAGAUACCCGUUGCUACCAAACGUCCAUCACGGCGAGACCCUGAUGCGAGAUAUCGUGCCCAAGAGAAGGCCUACGUGCAACGAGUGCGCCAGGGACCUAAUGAAUGGUUCAAUUUUGAAACUCAGAUCCCCGGCCUAAAUUUUACCCCAGAUUCCGAACCGGAGGAAGAAUCUCCAUCAUCAGAGUCGCAAUUUGAUAAUGACCCUUUCGAUCCGGACACCCACCUCGUCUUGGAAGAUGACGAUGCCCAGCCCACCCUUGAGGAGCUGCAGGAUCCCAAAAAUAAAGAAAGGCUUGAGUGGUAUUCCAUGCUGGCCUCGGUGCUUAAAGGUGAUGUUAUCAGGCAGGAGAAGCAGAGGCUGAUUGGGACGAUGGAGCAGAAAAGCCGCGAGGUAUGGAAUUUGGAAAUUUUUGUCGGGGCCAGAGCAGCGAGGUUUGGACGGCCGAUACCCUUACAGAAAAAAUUCGUGGAGUGUCAGAUAAGCAAUCUUGGCCCUCUAAUCGAGGACAUCAUAUCCUUUGAAAUCAAAGGGGAAACUGAAGUUGGGAAACCUCCUCUGAAACAAGUUGAAGAUGUCGUGGAGAAGAUCGAAAAGUGCGAGAGCCUCUACCCUAGUAGGCGAAUUCUACAAGCGGAGCAUCCUCGCGCUGCAUCGGAAGAAUUCCAAGAAAGUUGUGAGGCCAUCAUCGCGUGGCAUAAUACAACCAUGUCCAUUAACACAGAGCUAGCCAUCCUGAAAAGAUGGGUAGGUAAUGAAGAACUGGAUUUCGCGAAGCCGAUGACGAUGCCGUCCCAUGCGGCUGAUCUAUCAGACGAAGGCUCCUUCCUCGACCGGAUAAUGAAGGAAGACGGUCUUAAAACACUUCAAAGCACCGAGAACAUAUACGAUAACGAUAAGAAAAAGGAGCCUUCUAUCCUGGACGGUAUUGGUGGUGUCAUUAAAAAGGCGAAAAUUACCUUAAUUGAGAACGCUGAAGCAUUUGCAAAACGCCAUUUACCACCCUACAUCGAGGAGCUGUUGACGCUGAUAAACUUCCCUUCGCGACUUAUUCAGGAGGUCAUCCGACUGCGGCUUUCCUAUGCUCGAAAAAUGAAGGACCCCGCAUUGCAAUCUCCCAUCUUAGUUGACCAAAUGAUCGUACAGUUCCAAAUAUUGCUGAAGGUUGCCGUAGAUAUUAAACAACGUUACCUCGUUAUCUCUGAUCCCGAACCUGGUUGGGAUCUUCCACCAUGCGUUGAUGAGAACUUUGAUAACAUUGUCGUUGAUGGACUGAAGUACUAUUUCAAAUUACUAAACUGGAAGCUGAGUGCCAAUAAGAACACUUUUAAAGAGGCGGAAAUUCUGGAAGGGGAAUGGGAGUUCUCCAAUGAAAUUGGCCGCCAACUUGAGAAUGGAGACAUUGAGGUGGCUGAACAAUUUAGUACUUUAACAGCUAAAUCCCUACAACGAUUGAUGAUCCACUUUGAGCGGGAGUUACAUAGUAGACCGGAAGAAGAUGCUGUCGAGACAGAGAAACGUUACAAGCAAAUUUUUGAUUCGGUGCGGGUUCGGCAGCGAAAGCUUUUCCGCUUUUCCCGUCUUUUGCGCCAGCGAUUCGAGAAUGCAACAGAAUUCAAUUUACGGGAAGAUAUGGUUGAAACCUUGUCGGAGGCUCUCCUGGCCUCGGGUCAUUUCUUAGUUACUUCGAACGAUUCCGUGGGCCAGAAAGGUGUUCAUUUGAUUGGAUCGCCUUCACUAUAUGGGAGACCGAAGGAUAUCCAGUCUAUCCUAGGCACGUCUUUCCGUUCUGAGGACUCUCCUGAGGACCCUUCCAAUCCCUACAUUCUUGUCGUUCGCCCUGAAAAGGGAUUCAGUUGGAAUGGCAAAAGGAUGGAAGUGGACCUUUUGGAACAUCCAACCGAUGUCAGAUAUGGCAAGUUACGUCUCGUUGCGGACGGAUCUCAACAACGGCUUCAGAAUGCCCGCCUCGCUCUGACUAGACAUACUGGGCUACAGCUGGAUAUUACCAUCGAACAGCGCGCCAACCUGGGUCGAGUGAACGUUGAACUGAACAAGAUCAAGAAGACUGCAUAUAAACUUUCAACGGGUAUCAUUGACAGCGUCGAAAUCAUCAGGCGACAGAGCAAAAAUGCAGACAAUCACGAACUCAUCCAAUCCUGCUUCGCAUUCGCGACGGAAUUUGGCAAGCGAUCUUUGAUGUAUAUGGACGCCAGCCGACGUUCGUUGAACCAUUCCAAGCUUAUCAAUUUGGCGCUCGAUUGGGUUUCCUUCAUAUGUGACGAUUGCGACGCUGCAGAUCGCAAAACUUUCAAGUGGGCUGUUGCCGCUCUUGAAUUUGCUAUGAUUGUAACUCAUGGGCAGAACGUACUUGCCAUCAGCAACGAAGAUUACUGUCACCUCCGUCUUAAAGUUGCUGGCUGCAUGUCACUUUUAAUCUCCCAUUUCGAUAUCAUGGGCGCGAGAUCAUCGUUAGCUGCACAAGCUGAGCAACAACACGCGGAUCCCUCGGGACAAGGGUUCAGAAAACUGGAUCUGAGCCGGAUUACAGAUGAUGCGCAGGCAUCACAAGAGGUACAAGAAAGACGGGAGCAGCUCUUCGCGGAAAUUGACCUGGCUAGAAUCGAGGCUGAUGCGAAGCGUCAAGCUCUGGGCAAAGUUCUGGAAGGCGUCAAUGAAGCAGAUCGAUCCGUCACUUUUCUGUCAUCAUCGGCGACAAAUAUCACAAUGCGAUGGCAACAAGGCCAGUUUAUCGGUGGAGGGGCAUCUGGCUCAGUCUAUGCUGCUAUUGAUUUGGAUACCAGCUACCUGAUGGCUGUGAAGGAAAUACGCCUCCAGGAACCGUCCUUAAUCCCAGGAGCCGCGCAGCAAAUCCGGGAUGAGAUGGGUGUUCUCGAAGUGCUCGACCAUCCCAAUAUCAUUUCGUACUACGGCAUUGAGGUGCACCGGGAUAAGGUAUAUAUUUUCAUGGAGUACUGCUCUGGUGGAUCUCUCGCAAACCUUUUAGAGCAUGGCCGUAUCGAAGACGAGACGGUCAUCAUGGUAUACACCCUCCAGAUGCUGGAGGGUUUGGCUUAUCUCCACCAGGCUGGCAUUGUCCAUCGGGAUAUAAAACCAGCUAAUAUCUUGCUCGACCAUAACGGAGUUAUCAAAUACGUGGAUUUCGGUGCGGCAAUGGUCAUCGCCCGCCAGGGCAAAACCUUGGCUGCCAUGGAUCAUUACUCGUCUCACGCACGAGAUGGAAAGGGCCAUGUGAAGGACGCAUCCGGGCAGAGGAAGAACCACAAGUCAGUAACAGGCACUCCUAUGUACAUGUCGCCGGAACUGGUCAGAGGAGAAGUCGGCCACACCUCUGGCCGCCAUGGUUGCAUGGACAUUUGGUCUCUUGGUUGUGUUAUCCUCGAAAUGGCCACGGGCAACCGACCCUGGGCAGGUGUUGACAACGAAUGGGCCAUCAUGUACAAGAUUGCACAGGGUAGCCAGCCGCAACUUCCCACACCAGACCAACUUAGCCUGGAAGGUAUCGAUUUCAUCAAGCGAUGUUUUGAGAUAGACCCCGUCAAGCGGCCAAGUGCGACAGAACUUCUCCAGCAUGAGUGGAUUGUCAACAUUAGGCAGCAGGUCGUUGCUGAGCCUCAAACCCCUAGCAGCGACGGAUGGAGCACUAGUGGUAGUUUACCGCCGAGUGGUGUGACUACUCGGCAAAACUCAAGCAACUUGCUUUGA
This is a messenger RNA of Histoplasma capsulatum G186AR, 4146 nucleotides long. RefSeq names its product MAP kinase. Gene Ontology annotation, cellular component: cytoplasm. Gene Ontology annotation, molecular function: MAP kinase kinase kinase activity; ATP binding. Gene Ontology annotation, biological process: protein phosphorylation; stress-activated MAPK cascade. The record is from RefSeq and is a predicted model, not a curated record. The transcript is spliced from 2 exons. NCBI's taxonomy places the organism in Eukaryota, Fungi, Ascomycota, Eurotiomycetes, Onygenales, Ajellomycetaceae. Bases 1 to 4146 code for a protein of 1381 amino acids.